AUGAGAGUAAAUUCAACUACAAGUACUAUCAAGAAUUACAAAAAAGAAUCUUCUAAACCUCAGAAACCUGCUCCUAAGAAACAAGAAUCAUCUUCGGAUGACAGCGAUGAUAGUGAUAAUGAGAAAACUAAAUUAAAUCCGUCUAAAUCUACUCGAGCUAAGAAUAGGCAAACAAAGGAUACUCCUGCUCAACUUGCUCAGGUAAAGAAACAAAAAUAUUCUUCUGAUAGCGACUAUAGUGAUGAAGAACCCAAAAAAGUUCAAAAACCAGUACAGAAACAGUCAAAUACAUCUAUUAAAGCAACCCCUAAAGUACAAAAUGAAGAGUCUUCAGAUGAGAGUGAUGAUUCUAAUGAUGAUACUACUAGAAAGGCUCCUCAGAAACCAGCCUCAAAACCCGCGUUCACACCAUCAAAGAUUGGUGCUAAGUCUGCUCUAGCUAAAAAACCUGAAUCGUCAUCAGAAGAGGAUAGUAGUGAUGAAGAUGAUAAGCCUCAGCCAGUUGCUAGUAAAGCGCAAGCAGUUGCUGCCAAAUCUGUUAAUAAUGUAACCAAGAAAGCUGAAUUAUCAUCAGAUGAUAGUAAUGACAGCAGUGUUGAAAAAAGUAAGGCAACACCAAAAAGACCAACUAAGCAGACAAAACGUCCAGUGAAACCUGCUGUGUCAAAGGAAGAGUCAUCAUCAGAUGAAGAUAGUUAUGAUGAAACCCCAAAACAGAACAAAACUGUGCAAAAACCUCAACAAAAUCUUGCAAAAGCAGCCAGAAAACUUUUACUUAGAAUGCAGUCUUCAUCUGAUGACAGUGAUGACAGCAGUGAGGAUAAAAAACCUGAAAAAAUUCCAGCUAGAAAAGAAAAGAAAUCCUCUUCUGUAGAUAGCGAUGACAGCAGUGAGGACGGAAAACCCAAGACCAAUAAAACUGUAAUCAAAACUGUGCCAGCUAUAGUUGUGUCCAAGAAAUUAUCAUCUGAUAGUUAUGAUAGCAGUGAGGUUGAAAAGCCUAAGAAACCUCAACCGUCUCAACCUCAGUCAUCUGAUGAUACUAGCGAUGAUGAGUCUAAGCAAAAAACUACAGAUUCAGAUGAUGAUAGUGACGACAGUGAUUAUGAACCUCCAUCUAAAUUACAAAAGAGGAAAGCAAAACAGGGUAGUUUUUAUCUCAAGCAGGGCAAGAGUCCUGUCUGCAAGGCUUCUCUACCAGAGUCCAGACUUCAUAAGCAUCUGUUAUGGUGUCUUAUGCGAGCUGACCCUGAAACGGACACCAGUUCUGAGGAAAGCAGUAUUGAUGUUGAGAUGCUUAACAUCGCCUCCAGUUCCUCCGUCCUCGAGACUUCAGACACACUGGUCAAAGUCACGUUGUGCUCUGCAAGUCCGGACUUGAGGAGUGUGGUGUGGUACAGUGAAAUCUGA
Molecule: messenger RNA, 1410 nt
Organism: Melitaea cinxia (Glanville fritillary)
Lineage: Eukaryota; Metazoa; Arthropoda; Insecta; Lepidoptera; Nymphalidae
Product: nucleolar protein dao-5-like
Exons: 4
Coding region: 1-1410 (469 amino acids)
Source: RefSeq, a predicted model, not a curated record